This is a messenger RNA of Trichomonas vaginalis G3, 2268 nucleotides long. RefSeq names its product cyclin-dependent kinase inhibitor 2C-related family. The coding region runs from base 1 to 2268 and encodes 755 amino acids. NCBI's taxonomy places the organism in Eukaryota, Parabasalia, Trichomonadida, Trichomonadidae. The record is from RefSeq and is a predicted model, not a curated record. Gene Ontology annotation, molecular function: protein binding. The transcript has a single exon.
AUGCAGUUUCCACACCAAUUGAAUAUGAACUUAACCAACUACAUCGAUGGAGUUAAUGCACUGUUUAGAUUCCAUUCCACAGAAGAGAGCGAAAUUGAGAAUACGUAUAAGUUCAUCAAAGACAAGCUUAUUGAAACCAAGAUAUUUUCUCCAACUAAAGUUCUUACAUUAAUACAAGAAGCAGCAAUUCAUAAUAACAAAAAUUUUAAAUCAUAUUGGAUUCUUUACAAAAAGAUUAUUGAUGAAUUUCAUCCUGACCAAAUCAACUAUAAUUACAUCAUUUUUGAUUACUUUUUAUAUAAAGAAUAUGGCAUCAAUUUUAAUGAAAUGAAUCUGAAAAAAUUCAAAGAAUUUGAUGAAAAAGGGUAUAUUACAGAUGUACAUAAAGAAAACACAUUUUUCUAUGCAAUAAUGAAAGAUGAUAUCAGCUUAUUUGGAACAUUUGAAAUAGAUCCAAAACAAAUAUUGCAAAGUGAAUUCUAUCCUGAAUCAAAAAAGGGAUAUUCAUUAAUUGAACUAUGCUGCUAUCAUGGUUCAUCGAAUUGUUUUAUGAUGCUCAGAUCACGUUUCAACGUCGAAAUUACUCAAAAAUGUUUGAUGCUUUCUUUUAUGGGCGGAAAUCCUCAGAUUUUGAUAGAUUGUUUGCGAUUCCAAGUUCCUGAUAAUGAUUGUAUGAAAUACGCAAUUAUUUCCCAUAAUAUGGAUUUUAUAGUGCAUUUGGUAAAUUAUUAUCAGAUUGAGAUAGAUCUUUUGACGUGUGGAAUGAAUUACAACAUCGAAGCAUUCAUAUAUGCAUUAAAUCAAAGAAACAUUAAUAAAUGCUUUGCUAUCUCCCCAGUUUUCAAUAUGAAAUCUCUUUGUGAAUAUUUCCUGGACUACAAAGCUGAUAUUAAUGCAAAAGAUGACAGAGGAGCAAACGCACUCUACUAUGCUGUUCUAAAGGAUGAUCAUGAAAUUGCCGAGAUGCUAAUCCUAAAUAAAAUCAAUGUAAAUGCGAGUGACAAUAAUGGAGUCACGCCACUUCAUUUAGCGUUUAUGCAAAAUAACAUAAAUUUAGCUCAAUAUCUUAUUUCACACGGAGCUUCCAUGAAAUCAAGAGAUCAAAGUGGCGGAACAUUACUUCAUUAUGCAGUAACGAAAAAUUGUUUUGAGAUGGUACAACUGCUCAUCUUAAAUGAUUUUGAUGUUAAUACAACAGAUUUUUAUGGAACAACUGCUCUACAUGUCGCAUCUGCAAACAAUUGCAUUGAGAUUAUUAAUUUUCUUAUUUCUCAUCAUGCUAAUGUUAAUGCAAGAGAUUGUCAUGAUUUAACUCCUCUUUAUUUUGCUACAAUGAAUAAUUCAUUAGAAGCUGUAAAAAUUCUCGUUUCAAAUGGUGCCGAAAUCAACGUGAGAACUUGGGCUGGCUUUUUUCCAUUUCAUGAAGCUUCCAAAAACAAUUGCAUCGAAAUGCUGGGAUUUCUUCUUUCUAAAGGAGUAGAUAUAAACUUAAGGGAUUCAGAUAAUGCAACUGCCCUUCACAUUGCUGCUUAUAUGAAUAAUAAAGAUGCAACAAUAUUUCUGAUUGAUCAUAAUGCAGAUAUUAAUGCAAAGGAUGCGAAUGGACAAACACCUCUUCAUUAUGCAACAAUAAAUAAUUACCCAGAAAUUAUUGAAAUAUUAAUUACAAAAGGGGCCAAUAUCCAGGUAAAAGAUAAUUGUGGUGCGAUGCCAUUGCAUUAUGCUGCAAUGAAAAAUAAUGAAAAAAUUGUGAAGUUUUUGCUUGAAAAGAAAGUAAAUAUCAACGAAAAGGAUUAUAAUGGGGUAAAUUCUCUUGGAUAUGCAAUUCAGAAUAAUAGCAAAUUAAUAGUAAAUUUCUUUUUAUCUCAUGGAAUUGAUGUUAAUUCAAAAGAUGCAGAGGGUAAAACUGCUAUUCACAGUGCCGCAUUUUAUAAUUGCGAUAUAAUAACCGAUAUGUUAAUUUCUCACGGAGCUGAUAUCCAUGCAAAAGAUAUAGGCGGAAGAACCGCUCUUCAUUAUGCUGCCGAAAAUGAUAGUACAGAAUCUGCAGUUUUCUUGUUUAUGCGUGGAGCAGAUAUGAAUGCAAAAGAUAAUAAUGGAGGAACGCCACUUCAUUAUAGUGUAGUUCAUAAUAAGAAAAAUAUGGCGAAAUUUCUUUUGUUACAUGGUGCAGAUCGAGAAGCAAAGGAUAAUAAUGGAAUUUCACCAGUAGAAAUUGCAAUGAAACAGAACAACAAAGAUAUGCUAGAUCUUCUUAGUUCGAAGUGA